Molecule: messenger RNA, 1596 nt
Organism: Adineta ricciae
Lineage: Eukaryota; Metazoa; Rotifera; Eurotatoria; Adinetida; Adinetidae
Source: the annotation of a GenBank genome assembly
AUGUCGGACGAAGCAGAGAUCAUCGAUGUGAUUGUUGUUGGGGCAGGAAUAUCCGGUCUAUACGCUGCUUAUCGAUUGAAAGAAAAAGCACCACAUUUAAAUGUAUUAGUUCUUGAAGCUAAAGAUCGAGUUGGUGGUCGAACGUUAACGGUUGAUUUAAAGUCUUCUCAUGAAGAGAAUGUCACCGAUCGAUUUGAUUUGGGUGGUCAAUGGGUUACAGAUACACAGGACAAUGUGACUUCAUUACUUCAGGAGUUACAAUUGGAAACGUAUGCGCAAUACCAUACCGGUAAAAGUAUUGCCGAAUUACAUCGUCGUGUUCGCCAAUAUUCGUUAACUAUGCCAUUUGUUUCAUUACUUUCAUUUCUUGAAAGUAUCUAUAAUGUUUUUCGACUUGAAAACUUAGCAUCGAAUAUUCCAACAUGGAAUCCAAUGAAUGCACGAAAUUCAAACUAUCUUGAUCAACGUACAUUUGCCGAUUUAAUGAAACCAUGGAUUCAUAAUAGUAUGAAUCCAUUGAUGGUAGCAGCUGUCCGAACAGUGUUUGGAUGCGAACCAGAACAAUUGAAUGCUUUGUUUGGAUUAACGUAUGCUCAAGCUGGUGGAGGAUUUCUGAGGUUGACAUUAACUGAUCCUGGUUGUGCACAAGAAAAGAAGAUUAAAGGUGGAUCUCAACAAAUAUCCGAGAAGCUCAUGGAAAAAAUUGGAAAUGAUAAAGUUUUGCUGCAAACACCUGUUCAAAAGAUUGUACAAAAUGAUGAUGGUAUUGUUGAAAUUACUACUAUUGGUGAUCAAACUAAAUUUCAAUGUCGUAAAGUUAUUCUUGCUAUUCCGCCCUCGCAAAUCGUUCCGAUACAAUUUGAACCGAUGUUACCUGGUUACAAACGUGAAAUGCUUAAGCAUAUGCCUAUUGGUAGUUAUAUAAAGUUUAUUUUUAUCUUUGAUAAAGCAUUUUGGCGUGAUGAUGGUCUUAGUGGUGAAGUUGUCAGUGAUGGAAGUUUCGCACCACUUGGUCUUUCCAUUGGUCCAAUGACAUAUCUAAUUGACGGAACAACUUCAUAUGGCACACCUGCUCUGUUAGGAUUUAUCGGUGGUCGAUGCGCUGCUGUAUGGACAAGUGUGACACGUGAGGAACGUCGCAAGGGUUUACUAGAAUGUUUAUCGAGAUACUUUGGUGGUCAAAAAGUUUCUGCACAUCUAAUUGAAUAUGCAGAAAAAGAUUGGAAUUUAGAACCAUAUUCUGGCGGAUGUCCUUGUCAUAAUGCUACGACAGGUUCGAUGAAAGAUUUUGUCGAUGGUCUAAGGAAACCAUAUAAAAAUAUUCAUUUUGCUGGAACGGAAACUGCUGCACAAUGGAUGGGUUAUAUGGAUGGCGCAGUUGAUGCAGGACGACGUGCUGCAUCGGAAGUUUUAGUGGCACUUCGACCAGAAGAUCAACCACAAGACGAUACUAUUGAUCAGUAUACGUUUGAGAAUCAAAAUCGUAAAUAUCAACAUUAUCGCAUUCCACGUUCAACAUUCUAUUAUGCAAUUCCAAUAAUAAUUGUCUCUCUUACUGCAUUAUCAAAAGUUUUUUUUCCAAGAUAUUUUUCAUAA